This is a messenger RNA of Closterium sp. Naga37s-1, 2904 nucleotides long. Lineage: Eukaryota; Viridiplantae; Streptophyta; Zygnematophyceae; Desmidiales; Closteriaceae. The record is from the annotation of a GenBank genome assembly.
AUGGCGACAUUGCUGCGCCUGAAGGCCGCCAUUCUCCCGUCGCCUGUAGCGUCAACGGCGGUAUCCGGAGUCGCAUCCCACCCGCGCAGCGCGCUCCUCGGUACCUCGCAUCCGCUUGUGCUGUCGCGAGCAACCUCGUCCGUCGCAUUCAGUCGCACGACUUUCGCCGCUGGUCGAGCGACUUUGCCUGCGACCACGCUUUUCUCCGGCACGAGAAAACCGCUGUCUGGUUCGGUUCCCACCCUACGACGUAGGGCAGUUAGCCGAGCCUCGUCCGCAGCUUCGGGGACGACAGGCUCCGGGGCCAAUGUAGCGGCGAGUGCGACGGCGUCUACGGUUUCCGAGCCCGCGACGGAGGUCCGGGAUGCAGGCUCGGCGCCGCAGAGCGCGUCGAACCUGGGAGGGUUCGAGUUUCCGGUGAUUAAGGAGGCGAAGCGGGUGGUGCUGGUGCGACACGGGGAGAGCACGUGGAACGCGACGGGCAGAAUUCAGGGCAGCUCGGACUUUUCCGUGCUGACCGCGAAGGGCGAGAGCCAAGCGGAGACGAGCCGGCAGAUGCUCGCGGCAGACUCGUUCGAUGUGUGCUUCCAUAGCCCGUUGCAGCGGUCCGCGCGGACAGCGGAGGUUAUUUGGGCGGCACGCACGGCACCCAUGAUCCCGCUGCACGAUCUGAGGGAGAUUGAUUUGUACUCGUUUCAGGGAUUGUUCAAGGAAGAGGGGAAAGCACGGUUUGGCGAGAACUACCGCAUGUGGCAGAAAGACGCGGCGAACUUUGAGAUUGACGGGCACUACCCCGUGAGGGAGCUGUGGGCGCGGGCAGCGGCGUGCUGGCAGGAGAUCCUGAGGAGCGAGGGGCGGUCCAAGCUGGUGGUGGCACACAAUGCCGUCAACCAGGCCCUCGUGGCCACUGCCACAGGAAAUCCGAGGAGCGAGGGGCGGUCCGUGGUGGUGGUGGUGCACAAUGCUGUUAAACAGGCUCUGGUGGCCACUGCCACAGGCCUGGGUCCGGAGUAUUUCCGGCUCUUGCUGCAGAGCAACUGCGGCGUCAGCGUGCUGGACUUUGUCCCCCACUACAAGCCGCACGCCCACACUCACACUCCUGACGAAGCCGUCCCUCCGUACAAGGCGCACGACUACAGUCACACUCACAGUGACGUGCCUGUGGAUGCUUCUGCUGCUGCCGCUGGUGUGGCAGACGGGGGCGUGGAGGGAGAGGAGUAUUUGCUGCCCUAUGUGUGCCUGAACCGGCUCAACCAGGUGUGUGUGGCAGCAGAAGAAGGGUGUGUGUGGCAGCAGAAGAAGGGUGAGAAGCAGGACUCGAGCCACCAGGUGAGUGAGAGCCAGCAGGCUUACACUCCUUCUGACGAAACCGUCCCUCCAUACAAGGCACACGACUACAGUCACACUCACAGCGACACCAGUGCCGCAAUGGUGGAUGCUGCUUUUGCUGCUUCUGCUGCUGCUGGAGCACAAGCAGGCGUGGAGGGAGAGGGAUAUAUGCUGCCCUAUACCCCUGCACCACCCGUGAUGACCGGAGGCGCUUCAGGCGGAAGAAAAGCCGAGGCUCGAGUGAUUCUGGUGUGCCACAGGGACACCAGCAGCUCAGCGCAGCGCCGCUUCCCCCAGUCCCCGUAUGAGCAGCUGAGCAUGCUGGGACCCACAGGCACUCCUCACUCACCGCAGGCGCGCAAGACAGCCGAGCUGCUGCUGGACGUGCGAGUUGACACGGUCUUCUGCUCACUCCUUCCCCACCUCCCCUUACUCCCUUACUGUCCUCCCUACCCCUCUGCGCCCGUCCAGACCCCCGCUCCGCCUGUGAUGACCGGAGGCGCUUCAGGCGGGAGAAAGGCCAAGGCUCGAGUGAUCCUGGUGUGCCACGGCGACACCAGCAGCUCUGCCCAGCGCCGCUUCCCCCAGUCCCCGUUUGAGCAGCUGAGCAUGCUAGGGGUGGUGCAGGCGCGCAAGACAGCCGAGCUUCUUCUCGACACCCCCGCGCCUCCCGUAAUGACAGGAGGGGCGUCAGGAGGGAGGAAGGCCAAAGCUCGUGUAAUCCUGGUGCGCCACGGCGACACCAGCAGCUCUGCCCAGCGCCGCUUCCCCCAGUCCCCAUUUGAGCAGCUGAGCAUGCUAGGGGUGGUGCAGGCGCGCAAGACAGCCGAGCUUCUUCUCGACGUGCGAGUCGACACGGUCUUCUGCUCGCCGCUGCCCCGCGCUGUGCGCACAGCCGAGGCAGUGGUGGAGGUGCAGGAGGCAGCGGAGUGCCUGGGCGCCGACUGUGUGCCGCGGUUUGUGGACAUAGUCCCAGUGGAGGAGCUCAGGGAGUUGGAGUACGGCACAUGGCAGGGAGCAAUGAUGGCAGAGGUAUCAGCACACGAGCGCUGGGAGGAUCAAAUCAAGUCUUCUCCCCCGCCCAACGGAGAAUCUCUGCCGUCCCUGUGGGGCCGCGCUGAGAAGGCAUGGACUGUCAUUCGCCGCCACCUGGCAGAAGUGGAACGCGCCACCUCAGCAAGCGCAGGUGCUGACAUGGCAGCAGCUAAAGGAGCAGGACCAGGAAGUCCCCCUACUGAGCGAUCUGAAACUGUUAUUGUGGUGGGCCAUGAAACAGUGUUUCAAGCAAUGCUUGCUUCCUGCCUGAAGCUUCCUCAUGAUGCUCUGGGAAGCUUCCGCCUCGACCCUGGGAGCAUCACUGUCGUCGAUUUCCCCGAUGGCGUUGGUGAGCCCAAGGAUAGUAGCGAGUCUGACAAUAAGGGGUACAGUGCAGCAGGAGCAGCAGCAGCAGGGCAGGGAAUUGCAGCAGGAGUGGUGGGGCAGGGUGUAUUAACUACACUGCUCACUUGGGAAGAUGGGCCGUGCCCGUCACCCUGCCUACGUCCAAUGACGAGGACUUCUGAUCUAAUUAUAUAA